This is a messenger RNA of Thlaspi arvense, 282 nucleotides long. The record is from the annotation of a GenBank genome assembly. Lineage: Eukaryota; Viridiplantae; Streptophyta; Magnoliopsida; Brassicales; Brassicaceae.
GGCUAUUCCGCUUCUUCCUUUACAAUCUGAAACGCUUUCUCUAUCGAUUCGCGUUUUCGGCAGAUCAUCCACAUGCACGGUUUCCGAAAUCUCCACAGAUCGAAGACGGUACCGUUGAAUCUGAAUCUCGAGAGUUUUCUUCAUCGAUUCGAUUGAAAAAGAAAACAAUAGCUGAUGCCGUCAUCGGAUUGGAUCUAAUAGAUCUCUCUCGCUCCACUUUGAAACACCAAAGCAGUAUUUCUUCAACAGCAGCAACCCUAACUCUAGAAGAAGUGAUACAUU